CAUUUCAGUACCCUAAUCCUUCGUCAUCGGAUCUUGGGAGGCAGCAAGUGGACACCUACGGGGGUCCUACAUGUCCACGGCCAACUGAGAGGCUUCCCAGACACUUCAUUUCCUUCUCUUGUUUGCGGUGUGGCGCGAAGAGAGUGAGAUGGCGGGUGAAAAAGUUGAGAAGCCGGUUUCUAAAGAGAAGAAACCUGUUAAUAAAGAGAAGAGGCCUAAGGCCAAGAAGGGGAAGCCCCACUGCAGCAGAAAUCCUGUUCUUGUCAGAGGAAUAGGCAGAUAUUCCCGAUCUGCCAUGCAUACGAGAAAGGCUAUGUAUAAGAGGAAAUACUCAGCAGCUAAAUCCAAGAUUGAAAAGAAAAAGAAGGCGAAGGUCCUUGCCACUGUUACAAAACCAGUUGGUGGGGACAAGAAUGGUGGUACUCGGGUCGUUAAACUUCGCAAAAUGCCUAGAUACUAUCCCACUGAAGAUGUGCCUCGAAAGCUAUUGAGCCAUGGCAAAAAACCAUUCAGUCAGCAUGUGAGAAAACUGCGAUCUAGCAUCACACCCGGGACCAUUCUAAUUAUCCUCACUGGACGCCACAGAGGCAAGAGAGUGGUUUUCCUAAAGCAACUGGGCAGUGGCUUGCUACUUGUGACUGGACCUCUGUCCCUUAAUAGAGUUCCUCUACGAAGGACACACCAGAAAUUUGUCAUCGCCACCACCACAAAAAUUGACAUCAGUAAUGUUAAAAUCCCGAAGCAUCUUACUGAUGCUUAUUUCAAGAAGAAGAAGCUCCGGAAGCCCAGACACCAGGAAGGUGAGAUCUUCACCACAGAAAAAGAGAUUUUAGCCCAGGCUGGGUUUGAACCUGCCACCUCUGGCAUAUGGAGCUGGCACCCAACUCCUUUGAGCCACAGGUACCACCGAACACCGGCUAUUUUUCAUUGCAAUUUGGCCAGGGCCAGGUUCGAACCCGCCUCCCUCAGUAUAUCGGGCCAGCACCCUACCCACUGAGCCACAGGCAUUGCCCAAAAAAGCAGA
Molecule: messenger RNA, 1024 nt
Organism: Nycticebus coucang (slow loris)
Lineage: Eukaryota; Metazoa; Chordata; Mammalia; Primates; Lorisidae
Gene: RPL6
Product: ribosomal protein L6
Exons: 7
Coding region: 149-997 (282 amino acids)
Biological process (GO): translation
Cellular component (GO): ribosome
Molecular function (GO): structural constituent of ribosome
Source: RefSeq, a predicted model, not a curated record